AUGCAGUUCCUCCAUCUCUUCAUCUUCUUCUCCGCUACUACCAUGUGCCAGGUCCUCGCCCACGAAGCAGCGAAAGGACCCUGGGUUCAUCCUCACUGGGGCCCAAAUGAAAGUCACCGAGAUCCUCGCUUUGUUCCUGAAGGCUGCCCUACAGACAGUGUACGCGGUGUCAAGUGUUAUGAUGGUAAACAAAAAACAAUUUUGGAUCUAUGGAUUCUUAAGGUUUCCUCAGCUCCAGUACUUGCAGCAACGGCUGUGAUUGAAAGGUCGGGUGUCUUCUUCAAUCUGUGGACUGGCGACUCCUAA
This is a messenger RNA of Bipolaris sorokiniana ND90Pr, 306 nucleotides long. RefSeq lists its product as uncharacterized. The record is from RefSeq and is a predicted model, not a curated record. The transcript has 2 exons. Bases 1 to 306 code for a protein of 101 amino acids. NCBI's taxonomy places the organism in Eukaryota, Fungi, Ascomycota, Dothideomycetes, Pleosporales, Pleosporaceae.